This is a messenger RNA of Prunus avium (sweet cherry), 637 nucleotides long. Lineage: Eukaryota; Viridiplantae; Streptophyta; Magnoliopsida; Rosales; Rosaceae. The record is from RefSeq and is a predicted model, not a curated record.
AAUGGACACGGAGACCACCCUUCCAGUGUCUGGUGCUGAAGAUGGUGAGGUCUUUGUAAAAGGUCCAGCCAGAUUUAUAAUUAGUGAUGAUUUACAAGUGAUGCCCCCAUUUACUUCUACAAGCUUUUCUUUAGUUAAGAACCUCGGAUUCACGGGAUGGAAUAGUAUUGAGGAGUUGACAGUCAAUGUAGGAGUUGAUGAGGUUUUGAAGUUGCUUGUGUGCUCAUUAGUAUCAAAGAUGCCUUUGACUGAAACUCUGCUGAAGCAUGAACCCCUCCUAGAAUUGAGCAAUGAAAAUGUUGAUCAAGAAAUAGAUGUUGAAUCUCGAAUGUUAGGAGACGCCACGAAUGAGUAAGAAGAAAAGAUUUCUAUUAAGCUCAUAGUUAGCAAAUCUAGGAAGAUGGUUUGUUAUGCAGAAGCAGGGGAGGAGUUUGUUAAUUUACUCUUCAGUUUCUUGACUCUUCCACUCGGGUUUAUUGUGAAACAGAUGCAGGAUAACUCUAUGAAAGGAUGCAUUGGUCAGUUGUACAAAAGUGUCCAGGAUCUUGAUGAGCAAUGCUUGAAGUCAAAUAACCAUAAGAAAAUGCUAGUGAGUCCCAAGCUUCUCCCUGGAUUUGGCUAUAAGAACCAUCCUUUG